Messenger RNA from Naegleria gruberi, 1512 nucleotides. RefSeq lists its product as uncharacterized. Gene Ontology annotation, biological process: proton transmembrane transport; regulation of pH; sodium ion transport. The transcript has a single exon. The coding region runs from base 1 to 1512 and encodes 503 amino acids. Gene Ontology annotation, molecular function: sodium:proton antiporter activity. NCBI's taxonomy places the organism in Eukaryota, Heterolobosea, Eutetramitea, Acrasida, Naegleriidae. Gene Ontology annotation, cellular component: membrane. The record is from RefSeq and is a predicted model, not a curated record.
AUGUACUUUUUACAUCGUUUUCAUAUAGCCUGGUUUCCGGAAAGUAUUGGUGUAUUGUGUAUUGGUGUGAUUGUUGGUGUUAUUGCCAAGUAUGCCAUUCCUUCGACAUGGAUUCAUCAUCAGGUAUUUACACAACUCGAUCCGGGAAUUUUCUUCUCACUCCUCUUACCUGCCAUUAUUUUCGAUGCUGGAUUUACUAUGGACAAGAGUGGAUUCUUUGGUAAUAUUGGAGGUAUUAUAUUGUAUGCAGUAUUUGGAACAUUUAUCAGCUCAGUCGUAGUUGGAUGUGGAUUAUAUAUUUUGGGAUAUUAUGGAUUGAGUUUACAAUUGACCUUGAUUGAAUGUAUGAUGUUUGGUUCUCUCAUUUCUGCUGUGGAUCCUGUGGCGACAUUGGCCAUUUUCUGUGCUUUGGGUGUUCCAACAACUCUGCACUAUUUGGUUUUUGGUGAAAGUAUUGUCAAUGAUGCUGUUGCUAUUGUACUGUACGAAACCUUUGAGAAAUUUAAAGAUGCAACCAAAGAUGACUUGUUGAUUGUAACUCUGAAAGGAGCUGCUCAAUUUUGUUAUGUUUCAAUUGGUUCUGUUCUUGUUGCAAUUAUAUUUGGUGUGAUUGCAGCAUUGAUUUUCAAAUAUGGAGCUCUUAGACACUCUCCAAAGUUGGAAAUGUCAAUUUUCUUUGUGCUUGCCUACUUUUCUUACCUGGUUUCAUUGCCAUACUUAUCUGGCAUUAUGACAAUAUUGAUUUCUGGUGUUUUAAUGUCACACUAUUCGGUUCCAAAUCUAUCAGAGCAAUCAUCCAAUGCUCUUCUAUCAACAUCAAACUCUUUGGCAAUGAUUUGUGAAACAUUUACAUUCCUCUACGUUGGAUUUGCCUUAUUUGCUUUUGAUAACAACAAGUGGCAUAUUCCAUUAAUUUGUUUCACUAUUUUAUUGUGUUUGUUGGGAAGAUUUUUGAAUAUUGUACCACUUAGUGGCAUAUUGAAUAUGUACAGAACUGGAAAGAUUAGUUUCAAAUUCCAAUUCGUCAUGUGGUUUGCUGGUCUGCGUGGAGCUAUUGCCUUUGCAUUAUCAAUGCAAUUAAAGAGUCAUGGUGGAAAUGGAGAGUAUAUAUUUACCACUACAUUGGCCACUGUUUUCUUCACCAUCUUGGUAUUGGGUGGUGGAACAUUCCCACUAUUGAAGGUGAUGAAAAUUAAGAAACCAGAAAUUGCUCCACCAACCAUAUUGGACAAACAAGAUCACUGGUUGGUCAAGUUGGAUAAAAAGUAUUUCCAAAAGUUUUUAAUCAGAAAGGAAGUUCUCGAAAAGAUGAAUGAGGAAGAAUCUAAAAAGAUACAGGAAUAUCAUGCCAAGAAAGAGGAAGAAUCUAAAAUGAGGCAUGAAUUCGAUGAAUAUAAUGAACAUCAUCCUCACAAUGAAUCAGAUGAAAUUGAAUUACUGGCCUACAAUAAUGGUUCCAUUCAGGAUCUGCACGGAGAUGAUGUUAUUGAAGAACAACGAGAAAAAAUUUAA